GAAUCUGUCUGACAACGUGGUAGCCAUUUUGUGGUCAAUUUUGCGUGGUGGUGAUUUUAGUAUAGGAGUUGUAUUUUAUAGUGAAUAUUGUUUUUCAAUUGUGCUAUAGAAAUAAAUUUUAAGUGUAUUUUACACAAAGAAACUAUAAUGCCGGGCGCCGGUACUUUCAAAAUCUUCGUCGGGAAUCUAUCCGAUAAAACAACAGACGCCGAUUUAAGACCGUUGUUCGAAAAGUACGGUACGGUCGUAGAAUGCGAUAUCGUCCGAAAUUACGGUUUCGUGCAUAUGGAAAACGAGCAAGUCGGCCGCGAAGCCAUUCAAAACCUUAACGGAGAGAUAGUUCAUGGUCAGGCGAUUAAAAUAGAAGCGGCCAAGAGUCGAAAGGCGCCGUCGACGCCGACCACUAAAAUCUUCGUCGGUAACCUCACGGACAAAACGCGCGCGCCAGAAGUCCGCGAGCUGUUUCAGAAGUUCGGCACGGUCGUGGAAUGCGAUAUCGUUCGUAACUAUGGCUUCGUGCACUUGGACGCGUCGGGCGACGUGAACGAAGCGAUUAAAGAGUUGAACGGUAUGAUGGUAGACGGGCAGCCCAUGAAGGUGCAGCUGUCGACGAGCCGGGUGCGGCAGCGGCCGGGCAUGGGCGACCCCGAGCAGUGCUACCGCUGCGGCCGCGGCGGCCACUGGUCCAAGGAGUGCCCCAAGGUCAUGGGGCCCGACCGCAACGGUUUCCGCGAUCGAGCGUUCGGCCGCGACCCCUACCCCCCGCCGCCGCCGCCGCCUUUCCUCCGCGAUCGCAUGAUGGGAGGAUUUGGGGAUCCAUAUGACACCUACUAUGAUCGGGCACGUUUCGACUCUCCGAGGGAUCUGUUUGAGCGUCGGUAUCCUGUUGGAAGUUCCCGGGGACUAGAUAUGGGCGCAUCGAGAGCGAGAGGCGACUUCGUGUCUCCCCCGCUGCGCCGCGAGCCAAUGCCACCCAUGCCCAGCUUGCCUCCCAUGAGCAGAAGCAUGGGUUCAAUGCGUUCAUCAUAUGACGCCAUGUACAGUCGCAGAAGUCCCCCAAGGGGACCACAAAUGUCUAGAGGAUUAUAUGAAGACUUCAGUAGAGAUACAUUUGAUGACAGAAGGCCAGGACUGCGCGGGCCGUCUCCUUCUAGAAGAUACGCGCCAUAUUGAGAUAUUCGCUUACUUUUUAAGCACAAAGCUACAGUCCUUUAGUGUGAUUACUAAUUAUUUUUGACUACCUUAGAUAUUGAAUCUUACAAAUAUGGACAAUAUUUUACUGGUUUAGGUGACCGCAGAUGACUGAUUUGCAGAUUUUUAAUAUUUGUGCGUGAUUGUAUGGUUGCAAGAUGAAUGAAAUGCUAACGAAUGUUUAUAGGAUAAUAAAUAUCAGUUAAGUAAAUUUUAA
Messenger RNA from Zerene cesonia (dogface butterfly), 1408 nucleotides. It is a transcript of the gene lark, whose product is annotated as RNA-binding protein lark. Gene Ontology annotation, cellular component: cytosol. Gene Ontology annotation, molecular function: mRNA binding; zinc ion binding. The record is from RefSeq and is a predicted model, not a curated record. NCBI's taxonomy places the organism in Eukaryota, Metazoa, Arthropoda, Insecta, Lepidoptera, Pieridae. The transcript has 5 exons. The coding region runs from base 148 to 1173 and encodes 341 amino acids.